This is a messenger RNA of Dendronephthya gigantea, 2239 nucleotides long. RefSeq names its product nucleolar protein dao-5-like. The transcript has 13 exons. Gene Ontology annotation, cellular component: microtubule cytoskeleton. Gene Ontology annotation, molecular function: microtubule binding. Bases 188 to 2215 code for a protein of 675 amino acids. The record is from RefSeq and is a predicted model, not a curated record. Lineage: Eukaryota; Metazoa; Cnidaria; Anthozoa; Malacalcyonacea; Nephtheidae.
UGUGACGUAAUUACCGAAAAGGUCUAUUACGUAAUUCGAAAAUAACAUCCAAUGAAAUUUGGUCUAUAAUAUCACGUGACAUUUAAAACCGCCGAGGGAAAAUACUUGAAAAUUUGAAAAUAGCAGUAUAUUUUUUGUUGUUUGUAAUUGUACCAAAUAAUAUUUAAAGCAAAUUUUUGCUUUUGGUAUGGAAGAACUGCAUAGCAAUCUCUCGUCAGAUCUUGUAGAAAAUGAAAAAUUUGAUUUUGAUUUGGCAUUUUCACCAGAUAUAUUCCCAAACCAAAUAAAUGACUCCAAAGGGAAAGAUGAAGAAGAAGUCUUUUUUGGUCCUGUUGGCUUCACAGAGCAAUGUGUAGCAACUCGCAUAAACGUCUUACAAGAAGAAAGCAACAUAAUUCCAUUAAGCCCACUUACAGAAGAACAAGUUGUUGAAGUCUUUAAGGAAGCAACCAAAGUUGCCUUGCAAUUUGAAAAACUAUCUGAUGAAGCAAAGAGUUGCAUUUCAACCUCUAUUUCAAGCAAUAGUCCAGUUUGCAGUUCAAUAUUAAAGCUAUAUGGUGGUUCUAAGUCUCCAUGUCCGCUAACAGGCAAAUUAUCAAGUGAUAGCCCAAAAAAGAGUUAUACUCAAUUUGAAUUAGAUUUUAAGGAGAAUAUUCAACCCCUGUUAAGUGAAGAGAAAUUUCAUGCUUAUGAAAAUGGGCACAUUGACCUGGCAGAUAAAAAUGUGAAGUCAUACCCUGCAAACUUUGAAAGUGAUAAAAUUAUGAGCAGUACAAAUGAAAAAAAGAAUAAUACAAAAAAGAAUAAAGUUGAUCAAAAAGAACAGAUUGAAAUAUCUGUCCAAAAUGAGCCUACAAUGUUGGAAAAGAUCAUUUUUGAAAAAGACAGUGAACAAGUUGAUGGCAAAAUGGUUCUAGAAAGGGUGAUGGCUGAAAUAGAUGCAGCUGAGACAAAAGACACAAAGUACAAAAAGAAUCCAUUAGCAAAAGUCCAAAAAUCAAAUUUACCUAAAUUUGGGCUUAGAAAUUCCAGAUUGCCAAAGUCUGUUAAUACUGAGAAGUCACAAAGUGCAUUUAGUUCACCAAUCAAGACAACGGGCUCCAGCAAAAAACGCGAGGAUGAAAGAAAUAAAACGGCGCGAAUGGAAAAAUUAACGAAAAAUGCUGAGAAAUCUGGAGUAAAAAAAUCAAGCACUAAGUUGCAAAAGAGCGUUCCUGCAAAACAGACACAGGCUUCUCCUAAAGUUCACUCAAAACUAGCCAAACCUUUAGCUAAACGGAAAAUAUUCGACUCCUCUGAGUCCCUCUAUAAAUUAGAAACAAAGGAUCUCAAAACUAAGUCGAAGCCUAAGCUCCAAGUUCCAGAGCAAAGUAAAAUUCCUGCCGUGAAACCCCGUCGUAGAAGACGAAGUAGUUCCUUAUCAUCACUCGAUUCGUCCCAGUCUUCAGCAUCGUCACAUACCUCACCAGAUGAUAAUGCAACAAGUAAAUUAAAGCGGCCAUCGACAAAAAUUCCGACAACGAAAGCAAGCCUGGCGUCAUCCUUUGGCUUAAUUCGACGAUCUAAAUUUCAAGACACAACCGCUGAUAAGAAGCCUCAACCACUGAAGGCUCUACCUCGACCUGGGUUUGCGCCAUCGGUCAAGAGUAGCAAAACUGAUACAAAAUCAGUAAAAGAAACGCCACAAGCUUCAACAGAAUUGGAGGUGAAAGAUAACAAAAUGCCAAUGCCAGCCACGCCUAGAUCAACGUCAUCGUUGCCUGUUGCAAAGCGACGUUCAAGUUUCAAAUCUUCUAUGUCUAGUACCAGUUCCCGAGAAAGCUCCCCACUGAAAUAUUCCACUCCAAGUAAACCAAUGGGAAAAAUUCCAGAGCCCCGGGCAACAACGUCUACAUGUAAAAGACGAUCAUCGAACCCAACCCCGUCAAGCAGAGUACCAUCAUCCACGUCAAGAAUAUUAAGAAGUUUAGGAGAUGAUAGCCUUUUACUAUCACCGGCUUCGAGACGAAAGAAAAGUCAAGAAAGCGCCACCAAGUCAAAGACAAACAGAAAGUUGAUUCCUGACGACGACCCGCACUCGAUCAAUAUUGCAUCAACUCACACCGUAGAUGAUUUACUGGACUGUGAUAAUUCCGACGCAGUGUUCAAGGAUAUCGUUCCAAUUCAACCCACACCGGUUGAGCAGGCGGACCUUAUUGAUUUAUCUGGGUUUUAAUAUUAUUGGACAGCAGAUGCAAAC